CAGUGGUAGAUAAGCUGCUUCUCUUUGGGAACCUCUCUAGCCAUAUUUAACCCAGGAGCAGAAUGAAGCAAAAUUAAAUAGUCUUGCUGGUAGUAUUUGAUCCUCAGGUUGGACACAUCUAUAUGGGAAGAGUUUUACAAAGUCAGAAUAGCACAUGAACAAAGUGAAAUUCUUGAAGUGCUAGCGGGGUAGCGUCAUUGCCAUUCCAGGACAGGGCCUCAGCUUGUAAAGCAGACCUAGCGUGUCGCCUGUAUCAGUGACCUAUGUGGGAAGACUGCAACUUGGGACAGUGUUUCUGCCGGAGAUGUAUGCAUUGAUCAGAGAGUCACAUCUCCAUGUGACUCAGAUGUUUCCAAGCACAUGGAUUCCAUCUGGAUACUGUUAGGGGCGUGACUUCCUUGGGAACAAGAUAGAGGAAAAUAAAUGUUCUCCAUGUCCUAAGACUAAGGUUGCACAACAGCCAAAAUGGGAGACUGGAGUCUACUUGGGAAGUUGCUGGAAAGUGCACAGGAGCACUCCACUGUGGUGGGCAAGGUCUGGCUGACUGUGCUGUUCAUCUUCCGCAUCCUGGUGCUGGGCACCGCAGCUGAGAAGGUGUGGGGUGACGAGCAGUCGGGCUUCACCUGCGACACCAAACAACCUGGUUGCCAGAAUGUGUGCUAUGACAAGACCUUCCCCAUCUCACACAUCCGCUUCUGGGUGCUGCAGAUCAUUUUCGUCUCCACACCCACGCUCAUCUACCUGGGUCACAUCCUGCACCUGGUGCGCAUGGAGGAGAAGCAAAAGCAACGAGACAAAGACCUCGCUCAGCUGGCACCACCAGGCGACAAGCAGCCCUUGAUCGAGGAUGGAAAGGCCAAGAAGCCACCUAUCCGAGACGACAAGGGCCGUAUCCGCUUGCAGGGUGUCCUCCUCCGCACUUACAUCUUCAACAUCAUCUUCAAGACCCUCUUUGAGGUGGGCUUUAUCGUAGCUCAGUACUUCCUGUAUGGAUUUGAGCUGAAGCCCCUCUAUACUUGCAACCGUCUGCCUUGCCCCAAUGUGGUGAACUGCUAUAUUUCGCGGCCCACAGAGAAGACCAUCUUCAUCCUUUUCAUGCUAGCAGUGGCGUGCAUUUCCUUGCUCCUCAAUCUGGUGGAGAUGUAUCAUUUGGGCUUCACUAAGUGCCGCCAGGGUCUAAGCUAUCAGCGAGCUCAGAUGGCUUCUGAAACAGACUCAAAGACACCAAGUGAAGCUGUCAUACCUUACGGGCCAAGCUACAAUUACUUCCCUAAUCAUCAUCCGGCGCCUGGACCCUAUCAAUCUGGCUCAAGGUACAGCCUCAAUCCCCUCACCGAGCCAGACGCAGCUUACCACCCAUACAACAGCAAGGUGGCUUACAAGCAGAACAGAGACAAUUUGGUCAUGGAGAGGAACAGUAGACCAGAGGAGAGUGACCUGAAAGCGAAGACGACCUCAAACUCCGCCCCAGAUUCGCCAGCUCAGAACCAGCGUCGGCCUAGUCGCACCAGUAAACAUAGCAUCAAGACCCGGCAGGACGAUCUGAAGAUCUGAUGGUCUGCAUUUGGUGUAGAGCUUUGAGUGCAGCAGAUAGUCGAUUAUUUGCUGUCUGCAGAAAAUGUGUGGUCUAGUCUUCAGACUGAACACGGAAUACCAUUGGAUUAGUAGUGCUACAACACGUGUCCUCCAUUUCUAACAGCGUGGGUGGAAUGGAGUGGUGGUCAAAGAGCCAUGUGGUCUAUCAUUUAAUCUGUACCCAAGUGGUUUCGGUAAUGGCUGGUUCCAUCAGAUGCUGUCUAAAUGUGUGGGCCAACUUGGUUGUGCAGGUAUUUACUUUGGAACAUACGAAAGCUUUUAGUUUUAGUUGAGAAUAACAAUCUCUGAUGACGUCGUCACCAGAGAAUCAACAAAAAAACUAAAGCCCCCCAAAUGUCUGGACUGAUUAGAAUACUAAACGUUUCUAUUCAUUAUAAGUGGAAAAAGCUAAGGCAACAUUUCCAGAGCAUGAAAAAAGGAGGGAAACAAAACUAAAAAUACAGACAGACACACAUACAUUAAGCUGGUAAUUUGGUGCAGUUCCCUGGGAACUUAAUGAAAGCUUGGAACACUAAACGCCCCCCACUGUCAGUGUGUAUACAUAUGUCACUUGGGUAUACAAAUACAGGCAGAUUUUAUAUCGGUUACUUUUACCACGAUCAUACUACAAAUUUAGAAACAUUUGCCAAAGCAGAAAUACACCCUCAGAUAUUCACAUUUCUUUACACUCACAGUGAAACAAAUCUAUGGGGAGUUCUCAUUUAAAAAACUUAACAAAUACCUUUCUUUCAGCACACUGCACAUGGACAUAAAUAUGUACAUACCCUGAGUAAUUGGUAAAGGACUGUGUACUGGUGUAUGCUUAUUAAAAAUAAAAGUGGUCAGGUGUUUGGUUGGA
Messenger RNA from Brienomyrus brachyistius, 2434 nucleotides. RefSeq names its product gap junction protein, alpha 2 (gene gja2). The record is from RefSeq and is a predicted model, not a curated record. Gene Ontology annotation, biological process: cell communication. Gene Ontology annotation, cellular component: connexin complex. The transcript has 3 exons. Bases 466 to 1554 code for a protein of 362 amino acids. Lineage: Eukaryota; Metazoa; Chordata; Actinopteri; Osteoglossiformes; Mormyridae.